This is a messenger RNA of Triplophysa rosa, 1024 nucleotides long. Its product is annotated as butyrophilin subfamily 2 member A2-like. Gene Ontology annotation, molecular function: protein binding. Bases 1 to 858 code for a protein of 285 amino acids. NCBI's taxonomy places the organism in Eukaryota, Metazoa, Chordata, Actinopteri, Cypriniformes, Nemacheilidae. The record is from RefSeq and is a predicted model, not a curated record. The transcript has 4 exons.
AUGUGGAUUCUUUCAGUGCUGGAGAAAAUAAACAGUAAGAAACAAAGAGAGCACCAGAGGAUAAAGAAUGAGGACCAGAGACUACAGAAUGAGGACCAGAGACUACAGAAUGAGGACCAGAGACUACAGAAUGAGGACCAGAGACUACAGAAUGAGGACCAGAGACUACAGAAUGAGGACCAGAAAAUACAGAUAGAUGACCAGAGACUACAGAGAGAAAAACAGAGACUACAGAAUGAGGACCAGAGAAUAAAGGAGGAAUGUCAGACACUCUUGCUGAAAGAGAAGAGGAUUUUGGGAAGUGUGAACGUGACUCUGGAUGCUGAUUCAGCUCAUCCACAUCUCAGUGUGUCUUGUGAUGGGAAACAAGUGAGAGAUGCACUCGAAAAACAUGAAUUGGUGAAGAACAGAGAUAAAGGACAAAAUAACAGGUUUGAUGAAUGUCUCGGUGUUCUUGGAAACAGACGGUUCUCUUCAGGGUGUUUUUACUAUGAGGUGAAGGUGAAGGGGUUAAAUGUGUGGUAUGUGGGUGUGGCUAGAGAAUCUGUUAACAGGAAGGGGCGGAUCAGUCUGAGUCCUCAGUAUGGAUACUGGACUAUGGGAAAGAUUAAUAACAUUUAUUGGGCUUGUGAGGAUCCACGUGUCUGUCUUUCUCUGACUGUGAAUCCUGAGAGGAUUGGGGUGUUUGUGGAUUGUAAAAAGGGCCGAGUCUCUUUUUAUGAUGUAAAGUCAAUGUGUUAUAUUUACUCUUUUACUGCUCAGUCUUUCACUGAGAAGCUACAUCCUUUUGUUUCUUUGGGUUAUGAUUGGUAUGAAAAUUCUUCUUCCCCACUCGUCAUCUGUAGUGAUCUCUCGUGAGAGCUGAUCUGAUGUGAAAAUAAAAAUUGUAGCAGCUUUCCAUUAAUCUGCUGGUAUUGGUAAUAGGAGUGAGCAAGUAGUUGACGCAUAAAAAAAUGGAAUCUAUGCAAACAGAUAUUAGAUGCAAAUAGUCUCUCUUUAUUGUGCUUCAAUGAAUAAACAUUUC